Molecule: messenger RNA, 3586 nt
Organism: Magallana angulata
Lineage: Eukaryota; Metazoa; Mollusca; Bivalvia; Ostreida; Ostreidae
Product: protein Wnt-1-like
Exons: 6
Coding region: 1904-3037 (377 amino acids)
Biological process (GO): multicellular organism development; neuron differentiation; cell fate commitment
Cellular component (GO): extracellular region
Molecular function (GO): cytokine activity; frizzled binding
Source: RefSeq, a predicted model, not a curated record
CGCGAAAGACAUAAAAUACUUGUGGUUUAAUUAAAGACCAAGAUGUCUUGAAAUCGAAUAUAGGUAAAAGAUUCGAGAUGGACAAUCGACACACACUUAAGUGUUGCUUGGCUCUAUCUACUAUCUCUCAUCGUCAUGAACUUUAACCUAAGUCGGAUAUUUAUCAUUCAUAUUUAAAAAUCCUGUCAAUGUGAUGUGAUGAUUUCGGUAGAUAUUCCUCGACUUGGAUAUUUGGUUUUUCAACUUGUGCGGUCAGUAUCAUUUUUAUGUUACAACUCGAAAUUCAUGGGGAUUGAAAUUAGAUAACAAAAGCUCUAUUUUCAUUGGAUGAUCUUUCGAACAAAUUUGGAUAUUUGGAAACUGACUGGAAAAAAAUGUGCGUAGGAAAAAUGAUUUACCGCUCGGCGGCUAUAGCGAAUUUCACCUCAGGAAAAUCCUGACCAGGGUCACAGCUGAAUUGACCACAGUUUUACUCUCACAUUGGUGGAAAUAAGAGUGUAAAUUAAUUUUGCCAUUUAAGUGGAAAGCUAUUAAAGGGAAAUUGGCAACUAGGUGGUAUCGGGACCCACGAAGAAUUUACGCUUAAAAUUGACUUUCUAACUUUUAAACGGCAAUAAAGUUCGUUUCCUAUAACACUAGGGGUGGGUAGAAAAAUUAGUGAGAGAAUUCGUAUUUUUACAUUAUCAGAGAGAGAAUCAAUUUUACCUUUUCAGCGGUGAUAAAAGAUUUAAGAGGCUAGAUUUAAUAGCAGCAAAACCACUAAUUUGUGAAAAGGACUAGCCGAAAGCACAUGUCAUCACUAUCGGACAGCUCUGGCCAGAUUUUCAGUGAAGGGUGACCGAAAGAGAUAUAAAAAUCAGUCAUAAUGUUUAAUGAAGACUACCCCAUCUGAUAAAUCUGACUUUCAUUGGUGACAUUACUGUCGAAUUAGUCACAUGGUUGACAAAGUCUUCCCCCGUUGUCUUGUUGCGAAGGUUUUGCUUCUCUGCCUUUUUAAUAUUGUAAUCAACUGAAUCUGAACGAAUCGCAAGGAUUGGUAGUCACUGUAACAUGAAUGAUAAAAUUAUCCUAAAAACUAUAUUUUAAAGCCUAAUUUGUGGAUAAUUUGAGUUUACCACAAAAAAGGCAUCCACGCGUGGAUGGAAUUCAUUGCAACAUUUCACUGGCUUUUCACUUUUUUACAGAGAGCUAUUUAAUUUUGCUCGAAGAAUCAGUUUGGUUGAUGAAGUGCAAAAAAACAAUUGACCUUUGACACCCGACCACGAUUUUUGUACAUUUCUGGGUAUUUAUUAGCAGCCAUUUCAUCGCUUGUGACCAUAUGAGAAGAUGAUGUCGCUUUCUGGUUCUUCAAACUUAUUGCUGGAUACAGGGGAGCUACGCCACGCCUGAUUUCAUUAAGAAAUCAAUAUAUCGCAACAAUCAAUUUAAGAUUUUAAAAAGUUGUUGCCUCUUCUGUGAUUUGUUUACAACACAUUGUGAAAGAAUUUUUAUGCGUCACUAGGUCGGAUAUUUGAACGUUGGAUUGGAUUGACUUUUGGCCAUUCUCGAGUUUUAGAAGCUUUGUUCUUGCAGAUAAUUUAUGUUGGAGUCUUGACCAUUCAAUUCGAUCCAUGGAAUGAGGUAACCACCUUGAUGUAUCAUUACCCCAGCACUCUGAUCGUAAACAAGAGCAUCUAAUACCCAUAAAACAAAAUUAAGCCACAAAAAACCUUGUAAUUUUUUUUCAAACUGCACAACCUGUUGCAUCAGGAAAUGAAGAUAUACGCGUGAGUUUACUUCGGGAAAACCAUGAAUCCGGGCUAAUUCCAAAAACAAAAGGAAGAACUAAAAAGAAUGGUACAACACCUUCAAGGAACGACGAAAGACAAAAGUAUUAUUUUAAUGCCAAGACCACGUGACUAGGAUGCGGACUCUGAAUAGUUUAUUGAUCAUGUUAAUUUUGCUUAUAUGGUACGGAGAGGGAAAGAAAACAAAGUUAAAAGGAAUCCGAUGGUGGACACUUGCUAACAUUGGAAAGCCAUCAAACGACCUCAGAUCUAACACACAGCUAUAUAACAGUCCAAGCCUUUUACCGUUAACUAAAAAACAAAGAAAACUGGUGACAAAGCACCCGGGAACUAUAUCAGCUCUACAGAAUGGAGCCAGAAUGGCCAUCGAUGAAUGCAAGUUUCAGUUUCGAAACAGGCGAUGGAAUUGUCCAACGCAGGAUGUAGGAAAUGGAGGGCCAAUAUUUGGCAAAAUUUUAGAUAAAGGCAAUCGUGAAACAGCGUUUAUAUAUGCCAUCACCAGUGCUGCAGUCACCCAUUCUGUGGCUCGCGCAUGUGCAGAAGGAAGCAUAUAUUCGUGUUCAUGUGACUAUAACCUGAAGCAGCCAAGUGGAAAAGACUGGGAGUGGGGUGGAUGUAGUGACAAUGCUAAAUUUGGUCAUAAGUUUUCUCGGAAGUUUGUGGACGUUUUAGAAAAAGGCAGAGACUUUCGAUACAUGAUGAAUUUACACAACAACGAAGCUGGAAGAGUGCACGUGUCGAAAGAAAUGAAGAAAGGGUGCAAGUGCCACGGGAUGUCUGGCAGUUGUGCCAUCAAGACCUGCUGGAUGCGGCUCCCGUCCUUUAGAGACGUGGGGGACAGGCUCAAGGACAGAUUCGACGGGGCCUCGCAGGUCAUUUCAGGAAAUGAAGGAAGUCGCAUUUUAGGGAAUAGGCCCAAUACAGGGAGAAAAAAGAAAAGAUACAAAUCUUUCCAAUUUGCUCCAGUUAAUCCCAACCACAAGAAACCCGGGCGGCGUGAUCUUGUUUAUUUCGACUCGUCUCCUUCGUACUGUGAAAAAGACACAUCCAUAGAUUUUCCGGGUACGUAUGGCCGGGAGUGUAACGCGACAUCUAUCGGGAUCGACGGCUGUGACCUGUUGUGUUGCGGUAGGGGAUACGUGUCCAAAUCCUACAUGGUGCGCGAGCGCUGUAGCUGCAUAUUUCGCUGGUGUUGUGACGUCAAGUGUGAAGUUUGUACUCGGACAAAAGUACUCCACACGUGUAAAUAGAUUGGCGCCAAGUAAUCCGGGUUCUGUAUUGAGCAGAGAUUAGUGCUGAAUUCGAAUGGACCCGCAAAUUUGUCACUUGAAACAGUGAUAAAAAUAGCACGUGUGCUUCUUUUGAUAUGUGUAUAUAGAUGCAAAAACAUCUUUUUUACCGUACUUUUGUAAAGUAACUUUUCUUGAUGUUAUUUCACUAUUUAUGACGUCAUUAAAUGACCAUAAUUAUACUAGGUGCUAUUUCCAUGUUAAAUAUUUUUACCCCUACGACAAGUUCGUGCUUUUAUGGUUUUGAAAAAGCACAAAAUCAUAUACAACUUAAAUGUUUCAAUAUGAUGUUGAACCAUUUGAUAAUUGUGUCCAUUAUUGAACAUGUACAUGUAAAGACCAAACAUUUAAUAUGUAUGGUUUGCAGGUAUCAGAUUCAUACUUUUAAUUUUGCUUCCAUAAUUAUAAUAUUGCCAGUAUUUAUUGUGCUAUUUGAAUAUUUAUUCUGCAUUUUACACUUAUAUGUCUAUCAGUUUUGGAACGUAAUAAUUAAAAAAAGGCUUUUUUGUG